This is a messenger RNA of Ceratosolen solmsi marchali, 1458 nucleotides long. Its product is annotated as Cyclin-dependent kinase 2. NCBI's taxonomy places the organism in Eukaryota, Metazoa, Arthropoda, Insecta, Hymenoptera, Agaonidae. Gene Ontology annotation, cellular component: cyclin-dependent protein kinase holoenzyme complex; nucleus; cytoplasm. The transcript is spliced from 5 exons. The record is from RefSeq and is a predicted model, not a curated record. Gene Ontology annotation, molecular function: cyclin binding; cyclin-dependent protein serine/threonine kinase activity; ATP binding. Gene Ontology annotation, biological process: regulation of G2/M transition of mitotic cell cycle; regulation of gene expression; G1/S transition of mitotic cell cycle. Bases 290 to 1189 code for a protein of 299 amino acids.
AAUCGAAUGAAUAGUACUCUAGUAAACAUUGGGAUAUGCAUAUGUACACGCGCGAGAAAUGCGCGCGAAAUACACAAAAAAAUGCCACAGUAGAAUUCUUGUAAGAGAAUCAUCGUUAAGUAUUACUUUUUAUCGUUUAUUUAUACGGUUUAUACCUAAAAAUAAAGUGUUAAUUAUCAAUAAUAAAAUUUUCUGAAAUUCACGUUGUGCUCGGUGGAGCGACAUUUAUAUAAAAGGUAGAAAUUAAGCUUGGAAUAAGGGCGCAAAGUUAUUAAAUUUGUUGGAGGUUAUGGAUAAUUUUUUCAAAAUAGAAAAGAUCGGUGAAGGGACGUAUGGAGUUGUAUAUAAAGCCAAAGACAAAAUCACAGGAAAGCUCGUCGCCCUUAAAAAAAUUCGUUUAGAAACAGAAAGUGAAGGUGUACCUUCCACAGCAAUUAGAGAAAUAUCAUUAUUAAAAGAACUUGCACAUCCAAAUGUUAUUCAAUUAUUUGAUGUUGUUCAAGCAGAAAAACACUUAUACUUGGUAUUUGAAUUCUUACAACAAGAUCUCAAAAAAUUAUUAGAUUCUAUGAAAACUGGAUUGAGUCCACCACUGGUUAAGAGUUAUUUAUGGCAAUUGUUAAAAGCUGUAGCUUUUUGCCAUGUAAAUCGCAUAUUGCAUAGAGAUUUGAAACCACAAAAUCUCUUAGUAGAUCAUGAAGGGUAUAUAAAAUUAGCAGAUUUUGGAUUAGCAAGAUCUUUUGGAGUUCCAGUAAGAACAUUUACCCAUGAAGUAGUAACUCUAUGGUACAGACCACCUGAAAUUCUUUUAGGUACAAAACUAUACUCUACAGCGGUUGAUGUAUGGAGUCUUGGGUGUAUUUUUGCUGAAAUGGCUACAAAAAGAGCUCUAUUUCCUGGUGAUUCAGAAAUAGAUCAGUUAUUUAAGAUAUUCCGUACAUUAGGCACACCAGAUGAAUCAAUUUGGCCUGGAGUUUCACAACUUGAAGAUUACAAAUCUAUGUUUCCUCAAUGGGAAGCUCGUAAUCUAGACGAAGUUGUUCCUAUGUUUGAUGAUAAUGCCAAAGAUUUAUUUUUAAAAUUGUUAACAUACAAUCCAAAUAUGAGGUUCACAGCUAAACAAGCUCUAGGCCAUUCUUACUUUGAGGGUGUAAAGUUAAUUCCUCCACCAAUACCAAAGAAAAAUUGAUAAUGAUAAUGGUAAAUCCAAAGUUAUAAUCAAUAUUUAUAACGAAGUCUUAAAUAUAACCAAUCAGUAAUAAAUAAGAAACAAUAUAAAAAACAAAAUUAUGAUGCAAAGGCAUUAAACAAUUUUAUUUAUAAAUUAGUAACAUAAUAUACAUCUCCAAGAGCAAUAAACGAGGAGUAAGUUAACGAAGAUAAUCAAUGAUUAACGAAUCUGUAUAUAAAUGUAAAAUAAUAAUGAAAGUGGAUAUUUGUGCAAAAUGAUCGUAAAAA